UGACUGCCCGAGGCCCCUCCUGCCGCGGCGAAGGGACUCCAUAAAAGCCCGGUUGCGACCCGCUUUCCGCACCCCAGCCGUCCGCUCUCAGCCUGCGGAGAGACGCGCCCCGCCGCACCGCACCCGCCGCGCAGCCUGAGCCGCCAUGCCCGGUAGCAAGACAAUGGGGCUGUCGGGCCUGACCCUCGCCCUGUCCCUGCUCGUGUGCUUGGGCGCGCUGGCCGAGGCUUACCCCUCCAAGCCGGACAACCCGGGAGAGGACGCGCCCGCAGAGGACAUGGCCAGAUACUACUCCGCGCUGCGACACUACAUCAACCUCAUCACCCGGCAGAGAUAUGGCAAGAGAUCUAGCCCGGAGACACUUAUUUCAGACCUCUUACUGAGAGAAAGCACAGAAAAUGGCCCCAGAACCAGGCUCGAGGACCCUUCCAUGUGGUGAUGGGAAAUGACACUUCCUCACCAGCCUUUUCCUCUGUUCAACCCAUGUCUCAUCUCAUCCUGUAAAAUUACUCUGCCUGUCCUACCAACGCAUGUGGCUGCCAUGCUGAAUUCUACACCAUUUCCCUUUGCUGUCCUUGUAUAUAUGUGUGUCUAAAUAAAGUAUCAUGCAUUCAAAA
This is a messenger RNA of Jaculus jaculus (lesser Egyptian jerboa), 617 nucleotides long. RefSeq names its product neuropeptide Y (gene Npy). Gene Ontology annotation, cellular component: extracellular region. The transcript is spliced from 4 exons. Gene Ontology annotation, biological process: neuropeptide signaling pathway; feeding behavior. The coding region runs from base 146 to 439 and encodes 97 amino acids. The record is from RefSeq and is a predicted model, not a curated record. NCBI's taxonomy places the organism in Eukaryota, Metazoa, Chordata, Mammalia, Rodentia, Dipodidae. Gene Ontology annotation, molecular function: neuropeptide hormone activity; neuropeptide Y receptor binding.